This is a messenger RNA of Argentina anserina (silverweed cinquefoil), 1659 nucleotides long. Its product is annotated as trimethyltridecatetraene synthase-like. The transcript is spliced from 2 exons. Gene Ontology annotation, molecular function: heme binding; iron ion binding; oxidoreductase activity, acting on paired donors, with incorporation or reduction of molecular oxygen. Bases 12 to 1541 code for a protein of 509 amino acids. The record is from RefSeq and is a predicted model, not a curated record. NCBI's taxonomy places the organism in Eukaryota, Viridiplantae, Streptophyta, Magnoliopsida, Rosales, Rosaceae.
CACAUUAAAAAAUGGAAGCCACUACUUGGGUUACAUAUGCAGCGGCUUGGCUGGGAGCUCUAGCCCUCCUCCUCCUCCUCUCCCGCCAUCUCCGCCGCCGCAAGCUUAAGUUGCCGCCUGGCCCAAAACCAUGGCCCAUCAUUGGAAACCUUAACCUCAUAGGCGAUCUCCCCCACCGCUCCGUCCAUGCCCUCUCCCAAAAAUAUGGGCCAAUCAUGCAGCUCAAAUUCGGAUCUUUUCCGGUAGUCGUGGGAUCCUCCGUAGAAAUGGCCAAGGCCUUCCUCAAAACUCACGAUGUCAACUUCGCCGGGCGGCCCAAGUUCGCGGCCGGCAAACACACAACUUACAACUACUCGGACAUCACUUGGUCCCCUUACGGCCCAUAUUGGCGCCAGGCUCGUAAAAUGUGCAUCAUGGAGCUUUUCAGCAACAAACGUUUAGAGUCAUAUGAAUACAUAAGAAGAGAAGAAAUGAGUGCUUUGCUUAGAGGCUUGUAUAAGUCCUCCAACACCAACAUUUUGCUCAAAGACCACCUCUCCACUGUGAGUCUUAAUGUUAUAAGCCGGAUGGUGCUCGGAAAGAAGUACACCGACGAGUCAAAGGAGGCGAUAGUCAGCCCCGACGAGUUCAAGAAAAUGCUUGAUGAGCUGUUCUUGCUAAGUGGAGUAUUGAAUAUUGGUGAUUCGAUUCCUUGGCUUGAUUUCUUGGACUUGCAGGGGUAUAUAAAGAGAAUGAAGGCUCUGAGCAAGAAACUGGAUAAAUUCUUGGAGCAUGUGUUGGAUGAACAUAUUGAGAAGAAGAAGGCAAAGGGCUUUGUUGCAACAGAUAUGGUUGAUGUGCUCUUGCAGCUAGCGGAUGAUCCCAACCUUGAAGUUAAGCUUGAGAGGCAUGGAGUCAAGGCCUUCACUCAGGACCUAAUUGCUGGUGGAACAGAGAGCUCAGCAGUGACGGUAGAGUGGGCAAUGUCGGAGCUUCUAAGGAAGCCGGAGAUUUUCAAGAAGGCAACUGAGGAGCUAGACAGGGUGAUCGGAAGAGAACGAUGGGUCGAGGAGAAGGAUAUUGUUAACUUGCCUUUCAUUGAUGCCAUUGCCAAGGAAACCAUGAGGCUGCACCCCGUGGCACCCCUGUUGGUGCCAAGACUAGCACGUGAAGAUUGCCAAGUAGCUGGCUAUGACAUUCCUAUGGGCACCAGAGUUCUAGUAAGUGUGUGGACAAUAGGAAGAGACCCUAACUUGUGGGACAAUCCGAAUGAGUUCUGCCCUGAAAGGUUCGUCGGUAAGGAUAUUGAUGUCAAAGGCCAAGACUUUGAGCUGUUGCCAUUUGGGUCAGGGAGGAGGAUGUGCCCUGGUUACAGUCUUGGCAUUAAGGUCAUUCAGUCGAGUCUGGCGAAUAUCUUACAUGGUUUCAGAUGGAGAUUGCCUGGCGGCAUGAAGGAAAGAGAUUUGAAUAUGGAAGAAAUUUUUGGGCUUUCAACACCCAAAAAGUUCCCUCUUGUCGCUGUCGCCGAACCUCGUCUUCCUGCUCAUGUUUACUCACUAUGAUUUAUGGUUUUACUAUCAAUGGCUUUUCGUGUAUGCUAAAAUUUCAUAUGUAAGACUUUGUUUUGUCAUCGCCCCAUUAAACAAGGUAAUAUUUAUAUCUCUAAAAUUUCAUAUGUUA